This is a messenger RNA of Megalops cyprinoides (Indo-Pacific tarpon), 2156 nucleotides long. Its product is annotated as calpain-2 catalytic subunit-like. Gene Ontology annotation, biological process: proteolysis. The record is from RefSeq and is a predicted model, not a curated record. Gene Ontology annotation, cellular component: cytoplasm. Gene Ontology annotation, molecular function: calcium-dependent cysteine-type endopeptidase activity; calcium ion binding. The transcript has 21 exons. Bases 4 to 2106 code for a protein of 700 amino acids. NCBI's taxonomy places the organism in Eukaryota, Metazoa, Chordata, Actinopteri, Elopiformes, Megalopidae.
GCAAUGGCAGGAAUUGCGAGUAAACUCCAGCAUGACCGUGCUAGGGCGCAAGGAAUCGGUUCCAACGGGCAAGCGGUGAAAUACCUCGGACAAGAUUUCGAGGCGUUGAGGCGAAAUUGUCUGGAGUGUGGGCGGUUAUUUGAGGAUGAGACCUUUGAGGCUCUUACUUCGUCUCUUGGUUACAAGGACCUUGGUCCGGGUUCUUACAAAGUUCGAGGCAUAACCUGGAUGCGUCCCACGGAGCUGUGCUCAAAUCCCCAGUUUAUCCUUGGAGGUGCCACCAGGACUGAUAUUUGCCAGGGAGCUCUUGGUGACUGCUGGCUUCUGGCUGCCAUUGCCUCCCUGACUCUGAACAAGCAGGUGUUGGCUCGGGUUGUCCCCCCUGGACAAAGCUUUGAGGAGGACUAUGCGGGCAUCUUCCACUUCCAGUUCUGGCAGUUUGGAGAGUGGGUGGACGUGGUGGUUGAUGACAGGCUGCCCACCAGAGAUGGAGAGCUGCUGUUUGUUCACUCAGCCGAGGGGACAGAGUUCUGGAGCGCCCUGCUGGAGAAGGCCUACGCCAAGCUGAACGGGUGCUAUGAGGCCCUCUCUGGAGGAACCACCACCGAGGGGUUUGAGGACUUCACUGGCGGCAUUGCGGAGGUGCACGAGCUGAGGAAAGCGGGCCCCCAACUCUUCAAGAUCAUCCAGAAGGCCCUGCUCAGGGGCUCCCUUCUGGGCUGCUCCAUAGACAUCACAAGUUCGGCCGACUCUGAGGCAAUCACAUCACGCAAGCUAGUGAAGGGUCACGCGUACUCUGUAACUGGGGCUGAGCAGGUGGAGUACAGUGGAGAAAUGGUGAAGCUGAUUCGCAUAAGAAAUCCCUGGGGCCAGGUGGAGUGGACUGGCGCCUGGAGUGAUGGCUCCUCAGAGUGGCACCAUAUUAGUGACGAGGACAGAGACAGGCUGAGGAACCGAUCUGAAGAUGGAGAGUUCUGGAUGUCCUUCUCUGACUUCCUGCGGCAGUACUCCCGGGUGGAGAUCUGCAACCUCACCCCGGACGCGCUCACCGACGACGAGUACCAGAAAUGGGCCCUCUCCAAUUUUGGGGGAAACUGGAGAAGGGGCUCUACCGCCGGAGGCUGCAGGAACUAUCCAAACACCUUCUGGACAAACCCCCAGUUUGUGAUUAAGUUGGAUGAAGAGGAUGACGACCCAGAUGACAAUGAGGUGGGCUGCACCUUCCUGGUGGGCCUGAUCCAGAAGAACCGGCGCCGGAUGAGGAAGAUGGGUGAGGACAUGCACACCAUCGGCUUCGCCAUCUACGAGGUUCCGGAGGAGUACUCAGGUCGGAGGAACCUUCACCUGAACCGGAGCUUCUUCCUGCGCCACGCGUCCAAGGCCCGCUCAGAGACCUUCAUCAACCUGCGCGAGGUGUGCAAUCGCUUCUGCCUUCCCCCGGGGGAGUACCUCAUCGUCCCCUCCACCUUCGAGCCCAACAAGAACGGAGACUUCCACGUCCGCGUGUUCUCCGAGAAGCAGGCUGAGUUCCAGGAACUUGAUGACCCCAUUGAGGCAAAUGUGGAAGAGAUUGAAAUAACUGAAGAUGAUGUGGACGACAGGUUUAGAAACCUCUUUGGACAGCUAGCAGGACAUGACUGUGAAAUUUCAGCAUUUGAACUGAGAAGAAUCCUGAACAGAGUAGUCACCAGACGUGAUGAUAUUAAAACAACUGGGUUCAGCCUGGAAACCUGCCGGAAUAUGGUCAACCUACUGGAUAAAGAUGGGUCUGGAAAACUGGGCUUGGUGGAGUUCAAGAUCUUGUGGACCAAAAUCGAAGGCUACCUGAACGUGUACCGUGGGAAGGAUGUGGACAAUUCAGGCUGCAUGAGCUCAACUGAGAUGCGCCUGGCUGUGGAGGAGGCAGGCUUCUCCCUAAACAACCCCCUACACCAGAUCUUGGUGGCCCGCUACAGCGAACCCAACUUCACCAUAGACUUUGACAACUUUGUGGGCUGCCUGGUUCGUCUGGAGACCCUAUUCAAUGCUUUUAAGACCCUCAGCAAGGAUGAAUCUGGGGAGGUGGAACUGAAUUUCAUGGAGUGGCUGAACGUGUCUUUGCUCUAAGACCUUGAUGGGGUGCCAUGACCAUGAGACUUGGUUCUGGCCGCCUGCAC